Babesia bovis T2Bo is the source of this 327-nucleotide messenger RNA. RefSeq names its product putative integral membrane protein. The transcript is spliced from 2 exons. The coding region runs from base 74 to 247 and encodes 57 amino acids. The record is from RefSeq and is a predicted model, not a curated record. Lineage: Eukaryota; Apicomplexa; Aconoidasida; Piroplasmida; Babesiidae.
GGAAUAUGAAGAAGGUGACCUUUCGGCAUUUAGGCACGAACCAAACGAAUCCGCAAAUGCUAGAAGAAAACGAAUGAUCAGAUAUCUAUAUUAUGAUCCAACUCUAUCGCAAAAAAUUGCAAUAUGGAAGGCUAAGUUUUUCGCUACGGGAUGGAUAUGGGUAGCAACAGCAAUCAGUACAUACAUAGCCCUAAAUGGAUUACACUACGCGAACCGUCAUUUUGAAAAGGGGCGCUACAACAUAUAGAUCGCAACCCAUGUUGCAACAAGGGAAUAUUGUACAUUAUACAGGGCCUAAUCACUUAGAAUGUGUAUGUUACAAAAGUA